CAACGCCGGUGACAUUCAACGCAUCCAUUCAUUCAUCUAUCGAUCCCAAUUCAUCGAGAUACCAUCUCCAAAACCAUGACAGAAUAUUUCUUACUACUAAUUUCAUCUCAACUGACGGAUCAACAACCGAACUUACAGAAACGACGGUCACGUGACCGGUAUCCCGAGCAGACACAAAUAACCCCAGAGUUAUACAAGAAAGAGCAGCAAUGCAAAUGCAUCCAUCUUGCCUGCUUCAUACUUCAGUCAGAAACGGCUAGCCCUAUCACCUGACAAUCCCCCCCUUCCUUGUGUGUACUAUACACAAACACAUGCUACAGCUUGCAUGGCAUGAGCGAUACCAUGGCCUUCACAAGGCAAAUCCCCACAUCCACGCCCAUGCCGUCUUUUCCUCGUUUAUCCCUAUACUUCCUAGACUAGCACUCCCUCUUCUCGCACUACUAGCAUGAUCCUAGGACAAACACCAUUCUCUUCUUGCGACAACAUUCCUGCGCAGCCAGUUUCCUCUGCGCGUCGUUCCAAAGACAGCGACGACCCUUCGUACAGUUGGGUGCCCGAUCACAGCCCAGAGUAUAAAUUCACUCACACUGCAAACAGGUUCAGCAUCCUAGCAGACCCUGAGAAGUCGUCGACAUAUUCGCCAUGGCAUUCCAACGCAUCAAUCUCUAAUGCUAACUUGCGGCGGCGGCGGUGUGGAUGUGCCGGAAAGCGCCACAAUAUCCAAGGAAAAAGUGCUGGGAUUGCCAGGCUGCGCACAACGGAAAGCAUCGUUGCCCUUGGUCACGAGAUUCCCACGCUAUGCCUCGAAGAUAACUCGUCGUCUGCUACCGAGGACCCUCGAGGUCUGAACCAUAGUCGAUGCCUACCAGACGUUACCACCAGUCUUUGCUUUGAAAUCAGCGGGUCCGAUUGGCCGCAACAGCUACAAUCAGAUACACUACCUACCACACUCCAAUUCACGAAUCCACCGCCGCUGAGUGUGAAAUCAUACGCAUCAGUGGAAACGGCGCUUGCCUCGAGUUUCCAGCCGUCAAGGGUGCCACAAACGCAACCACGGUUGUCUACCCUUUCACAUUUCCUUGAUUGCCACGACGCCACAGGUUGUUGGCAGUCCAAAUCUGCCUUCUCGCAACCUUUGGUAACAACAGAAGUCUCCCAAGGUUCAAAUAGUCUUCCCAAAUCUGCACCAUUAUUCCUCGCACGACAAAAGAAACUGACAGCUACGGCUUCCGGACACACCUUUGGAAAACUUUUGUCUCCCAUUCUCCCAUCUGAAGACGCCUUCGACUCGCAUCAGACAGCUCUAGCUAUACUGGGUUUGGGAGAAGGCCGUCUCGUCACCGCCCCCUCUCAGGCUCCUGAAUUGAAACUUCCAUUCAAUCUCUCAACGCAGAGAUUCAUGGACGCACUACCCGUUUCCGUGUCCACUGGACAUGGAACAGAAUACAAGCAUACUAAGGAGACUCAUAGACGUAGACCGGUUCCCCUAUCGUGCUUGCAAGCAUUUGGAGGUUUCCGAUCCGCAUUCAACCCGCUCCUGCACGACAACUGGACGGUAUCUCGGCCGACAAUCCCAUUGCCACUGCCUUCGUCCAUGUGCCAUCCCCUUCGCAAAGCAUCUUCAAUGGAUUCUUUUUGCAUGGCCGGAAUGAAGUCUUACCCAUCUUUGCACAGCGAUCCGGCUUCCAUUGGUUAUUCAAAUAGGUAUUGUCCUACGACCGCAAGUUUCGUAUGUCCUUGUCUCUCGCAAAACUGCGAAUCCAGAGGUGACAGCUUUCCAUAUUUAUUGGGGCCCGCCGGAAACUUGAAUAUGCGACAUGACAGCGGCUGCACUCAGCGUCUCGGGGUCAUGCCAACUCCUACUGAACCAACGACAAGCAGAUCCCCUGAUGAAGUCCGAGCUCAACAAGUUGACUCCAUAUUCGCCAAUCGAAACCCAUGGGUGAAUGGACGUCUUCGCUCGUGCCCUCCCAUAUCUAGCAGAUACUGCUUGGACUACUGGAUAAGGGUGAGCUCUAAAGGCUGGCAAAAGGAUGUCCACUCCGCUUUCGAAACUCCCAAUCAAGAACUUGAGGUAGAGGGGGAAUGGAUUUUCAUUUUUCGAGACGAGACGCAAACAUCAUCUUCGAAUCUACGAGUCUGUGGUUACCAAACUGGCAAUUCCUCUUCUGUUUGCACUGGACAUUUAAGCACUCCGUUCUCCCCAUUGGAAAAGGGGAACUCCUUCACAAUCCUCGAGUCAAGCCACCCUGCAUACUCCGAACAAGAGUUCGACCAACCCCAGAAUGAAGAAGAUAUAGAUAAUGCCUUGAACGUGGGCUCUGACGAAGAGUACGAAAUAGUGCAACCCAAUACCACACUCUACGACCUGGACGGAUGGGAGUGUAUCGGCCAUUCUCUCAUUGCCGAAUUGAUGUCUUGUGACUUUGACGAGGAUGACAAUGAGGAAUUUUUGUAAAAAAGAGACGGCGGACUCGAGGUACUAUCAUGGCAAUGACGGGGAAGGCAAAUGUCAAAAGGGUGGACAUCAUGGUGAGGUCAACACGAUUAUCUGCUCCAGCUCGGACAUAGAGGUGAGAGUAUGGGUUAAAGUAUUAAUUGCGCCGGGCAAGUGCUCGUGCAUGGUCGUGGUUUAAUUCACGUAAUCGUGUCCUGCUUUUAGAUAGUGGUACUAAUACUUGAGAGAUGCUCAAAAUCAAUCAUGUCUCCCCUAUU
Bipolaris sorokiniana ND90Pr is the source of this 2715-nucleotide messenger RNA. RefSeq lists its product as uncharacterized. The transcript has 2 exons. The coding region runs from base 446 to 2458 and encodes 670 amino acids. NCBI's taxonomy places the organism in Eukaryota, Fungi, Ascomycota, Dothideomycetes, Pleosporales, Pleosporaceae. The record is from RefSeq and is a predicted model, not a curated record.